This is a messenger RNA of Diuraphis noxia (Russian wheat aphid), 1163 nucleotides long. RefSeq names its product solute carrier family 23 member 2. Gene Ontology annotation, biological process: transmembrane transport. Gene Ontology annotation, molecular function: transmembrane transporter activity. Gene Ontology annotation, cellular component: membrane. NCBI's taxonomy places the organism in Eukaryota, Metazoa, Arthropoda, Insecta, Hemiptera, Aphididae. The record is from RefSeq and is a predicted model, not a curated record.
AUGAAAGACUACUCCGAACUUGCAACACGACUGGUGGGCAGUGGUGGUGAUACKAGUAUAUUAGCUGCGAACAGCCACAACAUUAUCAGACCUCGACUAAGAGUGACAUCCAGCGUACAGUUUAUUCCUGCCAUCUCGAUCAUGGAUGACCAGAAAGGAUUUGUAAAUGUCAACCUAAACUCGAACGAGUUUAUAUCGUCUCAGUCUAUUGACCAACCAAAUAAUUCGAAUACUAGAAWCACCGAAGGAUUGUCUAUAACAUACGGCAUUGACGAUAAUCCACCAUGGUAUUUAUGUAUCUUCAUGGCUCUACAACAUUACCUUACAAUGAUUGGUGCUAUUGUAUCGAUCCCAUUUAUUUUAACGCCAGCUCUAUGCAUGAAGGAAGAUGAUCCUGCCCGAGGUCAUAUUAUAUCAACUAUGAUAUUUGUAACAGCUAUAGUGACGUUUAUACAAGUUACAUUUGGUUGCAGACUUCCGAUUGUACAAGGAGGAACGAUUUCAUUUCUCGUACCGACAUUGGCAAUUUUAAAACUACCACAAUGGAGGUGUCCCUCUAUGGAAAGUAUCGUCGAAAUGACAUCUUAUGAUCAAGAAGAACUUUGGAAAGUGCGAAUGAGAGAACUUUCAGGGGCAAUAGCUGUAUCGGCUUUAUUUCAAGUGUUUCUUGGAUAUUCCGGUCUUAUUGGCAAACUAGUCAAGUACGUGACACCGCUGACAAUCGUGCCGACAGUAUCACUGGUGGGCCUAUCUCUGUUCGAAAACGCUGCCGAAUCGGCUUCCAAGCACUGGGGCAUAUCGAUGGGAAUAAGCAAGCCAAUUAAACUCAAGCAGCCAUUGAAAUUGGAAUUUUAAACCUCUUUUUUUAUUUAUGCUGCAUAAGGGAAAUUUAUAUGUAGCCAGUGGUACCCAUACUUUAGUUAACGCCUAAAUAUGUAUUACAAUAAUAAUGAAAAAAAAAAUUUUAAUCUUUAAUAAAAUCUUAAAGCAAUAACUUACAGAAUAUUUUUCAUCAUCUGUUAAAUCACGAUUAACAAAUAUACCUAUGUCAUUUACAUGCGGCAUGCUUUCAAUCUAGUAAAGCAAAAAUUAUAAACAUGSCUUACUAUUUAAGUACUACACUAUUUUAAAAAUAAAAAUAAAUGUUAUUUACCUGAUCAUGA